AUGAAGCUCGCAUUCAGGACCGCCGCUCUCCUCGCCGCCCUUUCCAUCCCAGCUGUUCUCGCCCAGGGCACUGUCACAUUCACGCUCACCACCGCAAACGGCGACAGCGAGAUCUAUCAGGUCACGGCCAAGUCCGGGCCCACUGAAUGUUUGGACAGACCAUUCGGGGCAACCACCGUCACAGACAUAGUAGACAUCGAGGUCGUCGGGCGGUCGGCCCCGGGCCUUGACAUCCUUUGUCUUUUCUGGUCGGACGUGGGCUGCACGGGCUCAAUCUACCGGCCUCCCUCCGGUCCGGAUGACUUCAGCAGAACCUUUGUGGUGGGCAGCUGGGAGUGUUACGUUCGCCAGGGAACGUUGAUCGAAUAG
Molecule: messenger RNA, 369 nt
Organism: Aspergillus mulundensis
Lineage: Eukaryota; Fungi; Ascomycota; Eurotiomycetes; Eurotiales; Aspergillaceae
Exons: 4
Coding region: 1-369 (122 amino acids)
Source: RefSeq, a predicted model, not a curated record